AUGUUCAAGUUAGUUGUCAGCGCAUUGGCGUUGUUGGCAAGCACCACAGCCAUCGACUGUGGCGCCAAAGAGUUGUCUGCAUACAACUUCGAAUCCUUCAAGGGUAUUCACUCGCUUUCCGUGUUGAAAGAUACUCCUCCAUCCCACACCAACAACACCUGGUACUUCGGAGUGUGUGACACCAUCAACGAAGGCGUCGACAAGUGCCCACGCAACUCAGACAUUUGUGGCAUCACCACCAUCAGCGUGGACAAGCAGGAGGUUGUGUCGGAGGUGAUUGGGUUCAACUCCAACCUCCAGAAGGCGUACGAGCCGUUCGAUAAGGACAAUAGCCAGGGCAUAGUGAUCCGGUACAAGAACGCCAACUGGGGCGAGAACUUGGUGGAUGCGGAAAUCACCUUCACCUGCCCUGGCUCUGGUGACAAGGACGCGUUGGACGUGUUCCAGUUGGACAAGUGGGAUGGCGAUGUGCUCCAAGUGUCGGUCAAAACCAAGGCCGCGUGCAUUACCGACAACAAGCACAAGGACAAGCCGUCCACGCGUCCCAACGAUAACGGCGAGUCGUGGGGCUGGUUCACCUGGAUCUUCAUCUUUAUGGUGUUGUUCUUGAGCAUCUACAUAGUGGGGGGUGCGUGGUUCCAGUACAACAAGGGCAACUCCAUCGACUUCCAGACGGCGCUCAAGGAGGUGUUGGAGAACUUUGUCGACCUUCUCCGCGGCUUACCUGCGUUUGUACGCGAAAUCGUGGAAAAGGUCACUGGCAACGGCAAUCGAGGCGAGUACAGUGCUGUAUAG
Molecule: messenger RNA, 795 nt
Organism: Suhomyces tanzawaensis NRRL Y-17324
Lineage: Eukaryota; Fungi; Ascomycota; Pichiomycetes; Serinales; Debaryomycetaceae
Exons: 1
Coding region: 1-795 (264 amino acids)
Source: RefSeq, a predicted model, not a curated record